CGGGUUAGCCAUGUGUAUGCUGCAAUCACAGAAAUUUUGAGAUAUGUCUCACCAAUUUUAAUUAUUUAGCGACAAUCUGUAAUAUUUCAACACAUUGUAUCAAAAAGUACUUUCACAAUAUUGCAUCAUUUUGACUUUGAAUAUUAUAUUAUCAAUUGUUGACACACAAAUCAUCGAUUUCGGUAUAAUGGAAAGCGAAAGUUCGCCGGCUGUUGGAGAUGGGCCAGAACAGGGUGUACCAAAAGUAAAGUCUGAAAAAGAACUGUUGAAAGAAAAACAAAAACAAGAAAAACUUGAGAAAUUUAAGGCAAAACAGGAAAAACUCAAACAGAAGCAAGAUCAACCUAAGAAGGAAGGGGACUCCCAGAAAAAGAAAGAAAAGAAGGAAAAGACUGUUGUGAAGUAUGAAGGAAACACAAAACCAGGUCAAAAAAAAGAUAUAUCAGGGGUGAUGCCAGAUGCCUACAGUCCUCAGUAUGUAGAGGCUGUUUGGUACGAUUGGUGGGUGGAACAGGGUUUCUUCAAACCAGAGUAUGGUGGAAGAGAUUUUACCAACGUAGCAUAUGAAGAUAAAUUUGUGAUGGUAAUACCUCCACCUAAUGUUACUGGAUCAUUACAUUUAGGUCAUGCUCUUACAAAUGCUGUUGAAGAUGCUAUUACUAGAUGGCACAGAAUGCAUGGUAAGAUUGUUUUGUGGAACCCUGGCUGUGAUCAUGCUGGUAUAGCAACACAAGUUGUUGUGGAGAAAAAACUAAUGAGGGAGAAGAAAAUAAGUCGACAUGAACUUGGAAGAGAAAAAUUUGUUGAACAAGUGUGGAAUUGGAAAAAUGAGAAAGGAGACAGAAUAUAUCACCAGUUAAAGAAAUUAGGAGGCUCUUAUGAUUGGGACAGAGCUUGUUUUACCAUGGAUCCUAAAUUGUGCCAAGCUGUGAAGGAGGCUUUCAUUAGAUUACACGAAAAGAAGUUGAUCUACAGAUCUGUUAGACUUGUGAACUGGUCCUGUACACUUAAAUCUGCCAUAUCGGAUAUAGAGGUGGAUAAGAAAGAAUUAACUGGUCGAACAUUUUUACCAGUUCCAGGGUAUAAAGACAAAGUUGAGUUUGGUGUACUGGUGUCUUUUGCCUACCCUGUUGAAGAUUCAGAUCAAGAACUUGUUGUGGCCACUACACGUAUAGAGACCAUGUUAGGUGAUACUGCUGUAGCUGUCCAUCCAGAAGACAAGAGAUAUUCACACCUGCAUGGAAAAUUUGUCAAACAUCCAUUUGUUGAUCGUCGUAUGCCAAUAAUUUGUGAUGACUUUGUUGAUAUAGAGUUUGGUACAGGUGCUGUGAAGAUUACACCUGCUCACGAUCAGAAUGAUUACGAGUGUGGAAAACGACACAAUUUACCAUUCAUUACAAUGAUUGAUGAUGAAGGGAAUAUAUCUGCUGAUUGUGGAGAAUUUAGUGGAAUGAAAAGAUUUGAAGCUAGGAAAGCUGUGUUGAAAGCUCUAAAAGACAAGGGUUUUUACAAAGAAACAAAAGAUAACCCUAUGGUUGUUCCAAUCUGCAGUCGAUCUAAAGAUGUGAUAGAACCUUUAUUGAAGCCUCAGUGGUAUGUCAGUAUGCAGAGUAUGUCAGAGGCAGCUGUUAAGGUUGUUAGAGAUGGGGAGCUAAAGAUUAUUCCAGAAAUGCAUAUACAGACUUGGAACAAAUGGCUAGAAAAUUCACGUGAUUGGUGUAUUUCACGACAGUUAUGGUGGGGACAUCGUAUCCCAGCAUACUUUGUUACUAUAAAUGAUCCCAGUAUACCUGCAGGUUCUGAUACUGAUGAGAAUUACUGGAUUGUUGCCAGAUCAGAAGAGGAAGCUAAACAGAAAGCUGCAGAUAAAUUUGGUGUUGCUGUAGAAAAGAUAUCAUUGCAACAAGAUGAGGAUGUGUUGGAUACAUGGUUUUCAUCAGGAAUAUUUCCUUUCUCGAUAUUUGGAUGGCCAGAUCAGACAAAAGAACUAGAAGCCUUUUAUCCGGGAACGUUACUAGAAACUGGACAUGAUAUUUUAUUUUUCUGGGUUGCCAGGAUGGUGACAAUGGGACUUGUUUUGAUGGGAAAACUGCCAUUUAAAGAGGUAUAUUUACAUGCUAUGGUUAGAGACGCUCAUGGUAGGAAGAUGAGUAAAUCCCUAGGAAAUGUGAUAGAUCCCUUAGAUGUUAUAUAUGGUAUAACAUUACAGGACCUGCAUAGUAGACUUGAAGAUGGUAAUUUGGAAGAGAAAGAAGUUAAAAAAGCACAGGAGGGACAGAAAGCAGAUUACCCCAAUGGUAUCCCUGAAUGUGGAACUGAUGCACUAAGAUUUGCCCUUGUUGCAUAUACUUCUCAAGGAAGGGACAUUAACUUAGAUGUUUUAAGAGUCCAAGGCUAUAGAUUUUUCUGCAAUAAAUUAUGGAAUGCUACAAAAUUUGCUAUGAUCGCCCUUGGGGAUAAUUUUAAACCAGAACCAGAACAUAAGUUGAGUGGAAAAGAAAAAGAGAUGGACUUAUGGAUACUGAGUAGGAUGACCUAUGCCAUAGAACAGGCCAACAUAGGAUUUGUUAACUAUGACUUCCAGACAACUACUACUGCCUGUUAUAACUUCUGGUUGUAUGAACUUUGUGAUUGGUACUUGGAACACAUCAAGCCACUUAUUUAUGGUGAUAAUGAAGAAGAGAAGACUGUUUCAAGAAAUGUCUUGUAUACAUGUUUAGAUGUUGGUCUUCGGUUGUUACAUCCUAUCAUGCCUUUUGUGACAGAAGAGCUGUAUCAACGAUUACCAAGGAGAUCAGAUAAACAUGCACCCAGUAUAUGCAUAGCUCCUUAUCCACAUGUUGAUACAUACCAACACAGAUCUAAAGAUUUAGAAUCAGAUGUUGAUUUAGUGCAGACUGUUGUUAAAAGUAUAAGAUCAACUCGAGCAGAUUAUAAUUUAGUAAAUAAAAAUAAAACUGAUGUGUACUUAAAGUGUGAUACAACAGAAACAGCCUCUAUAUUAAAGAGAUACACAGAUCUGAUAGAAACCUUGACAUUUUGUGCUAGUCUCAACAUUCUGGUCGGGGACUCACCACCUGAGGGAUGUGCUGUACAGACUGUGUCAGCUAAAUGUGAAUGUCACAUCAUGUUAAAGGGUAUAAUUGAUAUCUCAAAAGAAAUCAGUAAACUGAAUGGAAAGAAAGACACUUUGUCUGGUCAGUUACAAAAAUUAAAGGACACAACAGCCAAAGAAGAUUACACCACUAAAGUACCAGAGGAUGUUAGACAAAAGAAUUCACAGAAGAUGAGUGAAACAGAAAUAGAAAUAGAAAAAUUAACACAGGCCAUAGCUACUUUAGGAAGAAUGUAGAGAUAUGUGUAAAGACUAGCAGAUUCAAUUUAAGAGACACAGUGAAAACAUUCAAUAAAUUUCUUCAUGAGAGUAUUAAGCAAUCAUGUUUAACUUUGUUAAUUUAUGUGAAGUUAAUUGAUAAACAGAGAUUUUGUUGUGACAGACAGAAAUCUCAGUCAUUACGUUGUAUUACAAGGAAGUUUUUUAGUAACAUAGACUCACUUAUACUCUGCACUAUUUAUUUGUAUCUACUUAAGCACUGGAGUGCCUUCUUAUGUCUAAUAACAGCAACUUUGUCUAUAAUACACCUUUUUGGGGCUAUUCUGAGUUUAAAACUAUAUUUUGCUGGUUCAAUGAUGUUCCUUACUCAUUUAUUCUAUGAACCUGAUUAUUUUGGUAAAUUGGUUGUUUUCUUAUCACUGCAUUUAAAUUUUAAACAGUGCCCUUAUUUUAGUAGCAAACAUCCACAAAUUACUAAUUACUUGAAAAUACAUGGUUCUAUUAGGUCUGAUAAUUGUUAUGAUUUGACUUUCACAGAAUCUUUCUGGAGGGGGCUAGGAGGUGGUUCAUCCCGAUUUUCCUGAGAAAAUAAAUGCCAAAUCCUGAAUUGCAGUGAAAAUAAUGUGGCCGUACCGACAUCUCGAUAUUAUUAAAUCCAGAAGAUUUAACUGGCUGUCCCAGAAUUCCUCAGAAUUAAACAGCUCAAUCCUUAAUUCCAGAAAAAGGUCCUUCUGCCCCUCUUUCUCACAUGAUGAGCAUUGCAUAUUUAAUUUCUUCAAAUUUUAAACCUAUUCAAUAGUAUUGUUAACCAGGUAUUUUUUGUAGCACUAAUUUUAUUAAUUUCAUGGACAAAGGCUUAUCAAGUACAUACAUUCUAAAGGAAAUACAAAUUUGUAUUGUUUUUAAGGAAGAAAUUCAGAAAUGGUAUUGCAGUAUGGGAGCAUCACUGUUAUGGACAUUCUGAUCAGUGCAUACAUCCUGUAAGAGGACAAAGAAACUUGGGAAUGUUAGUAGAUUUUAAAUUGGUCUAUUGAGUGUCCUAAAAUCUGAACUUUUUAGUUAACCCACAUAAUAAAUUCAUUAAUACUAUUUAUUGUCAAAACAUUAAUAAAGGUCAAAGAA
Messenger RNA from Mytilus californianus (California mussel), 4456 nucleotides. Its product is annotated as valine--tRNA ligase-like. Gene Ontology annotation, molecular function: valine-tRNA ligase activity; aminoacyl-tRNA deacylase activity; ATP binding. The coding region runs from base 188 to 3352 and encodes 1054 amino acids. NCBI's taxonomy places the organism in Eukaryota, Metazoa, Mollusca, Bivalvia, Mytilida, Mytilidae. Gene Ontology annotation, cellular component: cytosol. The record is from RefSeq and is a predicted model, not a curated record. The transcript is spliced from 27 exons. Gene Ontology annotation, biological process: valyl-tRNA aminoacylation.